AUACGUCAAACGACCAAGCAGGAAAGAAGCAAAUGUCAUGUCAGACAGUCAGUCAUUGAGUUCAGUCAGUUACUUGUCUCGUCUUUUUUGCUUGUUUUUAAGUUUCGUACUCUGUCGUGUGUAAUCGCUCUGUGGUGAUCAAACAAUUAUUUUCAAACUUCUAAGAAUAUGCAAACCCAUGUAUCAACAAGACUCGUCUAUUCUUUUCGUGAUAUUCGAAAAUAUUUGAGUUAGUGAAGUGUGAAUCUGUGAACGGAUGACUUCCUACCAUAUGUUUGAUUUCGUACGGCACAUUAUCCCUAAUUCAGUAACAACAUAUACGUCUAAACACGGUGUGACGAUACAACACUUUUAAAUGAAAGGUAAAAGUGGGGUAAACUCCGUUCAAAUGAAUAAAAAUGUCAACAGAAGGCAGUGGAGAGACACCUUCUACUGUGCCAUGUUUACCCGGGGCUCCAGAGCAGACUUACCUGUUUCCAAAACCGAAAGGUCACUCGAGAUCUGUAAGUCAUGGAGGCACUCCAAUGCUCGCGGGGAAUCCCACCGCUCCGAGACCAUCACUCAAAUCAGCGAUGCGCGGCCACCAGCGCGCUCUGUCCCAUGGACAGAUCGGCGAGGGCGGGCGGCCCACCAGCGGCCCCGGCCACAGCCGAGCCGGCAGCCGCACAGACUUCAUCCUGCCGCCAGGACACCGCGACCCGCCGCCACCCACCACACAGCCGCGCCAUGGCUCCGUGCGGAUGCACUCCCGGCAGGCGUCGCGCUCCGACUCCAUCUACACCAUCCGACGCACGUCUGUCGUCAGCCCCUGGAGGCGAGCGGCCUUCUGGCUGCUGCGGCGCCAGCAGCCCACUGUUGAUACUCGGCACCUCAUCAUCACUCCCAACCACUUGGUGCCAGACAAAACGCCUCUCAAAGAUCAUCCUAACGGGAAAAGAUGCGACAAUAAAAUUAGGACUACAAAAUAUACCUUAUUAUCAUUUUUACCCAAGAAUUUAUUUGAACAAUUCCACAGAAUUGCAAAUGUGUACUUUAUAUUCAUAGUGUUGUUGAACUGGGUGCCUGCGAUCAGUGCGUUCGGUAAAGAAGUGGCCAUGUUGCCAGUGUUGUUUGUACUCGGUGUGACGGCCAUCAAGGACUUAUUUGAAGACAGAAGGAGAAAUAAUUCUGAUAAUAGAAUAAACAACUCGUUCUGCAGAGUCUUCAAAAAAUCAGCGGAGCGGUAUGUUAGAGUGAAAUGGCGAGAUGUGCGCGUUGGGGAUCUAGUCCACCUGUCGAACAAUGAGCCGGUGCCCGCAGACAUGGUGCUGCUGCACUCCUCCAACCCCCUCGGGAUCUGCUACCUCGACACCUGCAACCUCGACGGGGAGACCAACCUUAAACAGAGGCUGGUCGUCCCCGGCUUCAAGGAAAAGCAUUCAGAAUUCAGCCCGAUAAAGUUCAGAAGUUCUGUUGAGGUAGAGAGACCAUCCACAAAAAUAUACAGAUUCACGGGCUGUAUCUCACACCCAAACGGGGCGCGAGUGCCGCUCACCUCGGAGAACCUCCUGCUGCGGGAUUGUACCAUCAAGAACACGGACUAUGUGGAGGGCAUCGUGGUGUACGCGGGCCACGAGACCAAAGCGAUGCUCAACAACGGAGGACCAAGAUAUAAGUGUUCAAGUUUAGAGAAAAAAAUGAACACAGAUGUGAUAUGGUGUGUCUUAGUGUUAUUAUUUCUUUGUUGCGCCGGCGCAGUCGGUUGCAAGAUGUGGUUGGACCAAUAUUACGUUAACAUGUACAAGUAUACCCCGUUUAUAACGAAUGUGAACAAACCCGCGUUCGAGGGGCUGCUCAUAUUCUGGACGUACAUCAUCACGAUGCAGGUGAUGAUCCCUGUCUCGCUGUACGUCACGAUAGAGAUGACGAAGCUGCUGCAGGUGUACCACAUACACAACGACAUACAGAUGUACGACCCGGAGACGAACACGCGGACGGAGUGUCGAGCGCUGAACAUAACGGAGGAGUUGGGGCAGGUCGCGUACUUGUUCAGCGACAAGACGGGCACGCUCACUGAGAACAAGAUGUUGUUUCGCCGGUGCGCGGUCAACGGCGUGGACUACGACCACCCGCCCGGCCCGCCCGCGGAGCCCUCGCCCGAGCUGCCGCCCAUCGUCACCCCCAUCACUAAAGUCUCUCCGAACAGACGGAUGCUACAACACCUAACCGACAACAAUGACGCUCAACACACGCAGAAGGUCCGCGAGUUCCUGUUAAUCCUGGCUGCCUGCAACACGGUGGUGGUCAGCCAGCCGCACAUUGACACGAUGCAGAUGAGCGCCUCCAACUCUGGCGAACAGAUCUCCACGGGGAAAGCUUCCCGGUCGAACGGAACACUACGAUCUAACGACAAAUACGCUCGACUAACGGAGUCUAGAUCGACGACUCCGUCACCGCCGCCUUCCACCGGCUCCCCCCUCAGGCUGCGGCUGCCGAGGCUCAUACUGGGCAGCAAGGACGAAGGCAGCCCUCCCAGCACCUCCGUCGAUCACUCCUCCAUCAUCCGCUACGAAGCCGAGAGUCCAGACGAGCUGGCGCUGGCUGAAGCGGCUCUUGCCUACGGGUACGAGUUGCGGAACAGGUCGCCGGACGAGGUGGAGCUGGGCAUCCGAGGGGAGCUGACCAAGAUGAAGGUGCUUAGGGUGCAGCAGUUCGAUGCCACCAGGAAGUGCAUGUCCGUCGCCAUGAGGACCUCUAAUGGACAGGUAGUGAUAUACGUGAAAGGCGCGGACACAACGGUUUUAGGCGCCUUAGCUCCGAUGCGCGCCGGCUCAGCUGAGCUGGCCGCUUACGAUAGAACCCGGACGCUUCUCUCGGAGUACUCCCGCGCGGGUCUACGUACGCUGGUGAUGGCCAAACGGACGAUGCAACCCGCUUUGUGGGAAGAAUGGCUAGCCGGGCAUAAUCGUGCCAUGGAAUUUGGUGAAGGUAGAGAAAAACGCAUCCGAGAAUCUCUAGCCCGGUUAGAAAGCGCGCUGACAUUGGUGGGAGCGACAGGCGUAGAGGACAGACUUCAGCAGGACGUGCCGCGCACUGUCCGGGCUCUGCUGGACGCCGGCAUCGUGGUCUGGGUGCUGACGGGAGACAAACCUGAAACCGCCAUCAACAUCGCGUACUCGGCCGCCUUGUUCUCCCAGGGAGAUCGGUUGCUGCAUCUCAUGUCUAGGGAUAAGGAGCACGCGGAGUCGACGAUAAAGAACUACCUGGAGGGCAGCGGCACGGCGGCCGAGCUGGGCACGCGCGCGCUGGUCGUGGACGGCCGCACGCUCACCUACAUCCUCGACCGCCGCUCGGGGCUCGUCGCGCCCUUCCUCUCGCUGGCGCGGCGCUGCUCCGCCGUGCUCUGCUGCCGCGCCACGCCGCUGCAGAAGGCUUACAUCGUCAAGGCGGUGAAGGAGGAGUUGGGUGUGACAACACUAGCGAUAGGGGACGGAGCCAACGACGUCUCCAUGAUACAGACAGCUGAUGUCGGUGUCGGUAUAUCGGGACAAGAAGGCAUGCAAGCAGUGAUGGCGUCGGACUUCGCGGUGUCUCGGUUUCGGUUCAUCGAGCGCCUGCUACUGGUCCACGGCCACUGGUGCUACGACCGCCUCGCCAGGAUGAUACUCUACUUCUUCCUUAAAAAUGCUUCGUUUGUGUUCCUAGUAUUCUGGUUCCAGCUGUACUGCGGGUUCUCGUCGAUGGUGAUGAUCGACCAGGUCCAUCUCAUGACAUACAACCUCAUGUUCACCGCGCUACCGCCCAUUGUUAUUGGCGCGUACGACCGCGUGGCCCCGGCGGCGCUGCUAACAGAACGUCCGGGGCUGUACAGUACGUCGCGGCGCGGGCUGGCGUACCGGCCGCACUCGUUCUGGGCCGUGCUGGCCGAGAGCCUGUACAUCAGCGUCGUGCUCUUCUUCACCAACACCUUCGCCUACUGGGACACCACCGUGGACCUCUGGGCCUUCGGGGUCUGCUGCAUGACCUGCUGCCUCGUCGUCAUGUUGCUCUACGUCGCCAUCGAAACCAGAAGCUGGACGGUGAUCCAUGUACUGGCACUGACGGGGUCCCUGUUGUCGUUCUUCAUCCUGACGCUGGCGUACCAGUCCAUCGGCGUCAGCGUCCUCAACCUGCCGCUGACGUACCACGUCCUGCACAACGCCAUCACGCAGCCCGUCUACUGGCUCGUACUCAUCCUCACCACCGUCGCCGCGCUCGCGCCCAGGAUGGCGUACCACGGCAUCCGCAACUCGGUGCACCCCGGGUCGCUGGGCCGCGCGGUGGCGGCGCGGCGCCGGAACCGAUCCUACGCCGCGCACUACCGCUCCGCGCCCCCGCACGCCACGCUCUACCGGGCGAGAGACGAGGAUGGGCUGCAGAAACCGCAGACGGAGGUGGCGGCCAUUACGUGAGCUCCCCCCCCCCCCCAUUACCUCCACUGUUACACUGAACCUAGGCUGUGAUCUGUCGAUAGACCUAUUGUAAUUACAAGUUUAGAUAUAUUGUGCUUUUAUACUGCAACGCGGGACCAACGCCCCUCGCCCGGCGCCCUGAUAGCGAGCAUUUAUCUCUCGGCUCACUUCCUGCAACUCGAGUGAUGUAUCCCUCACAUAGUGCAACAAUAGUUCCCCCCCGAGCCGAGAACGUUAAUUAUUAUUAAUUAUAACACGAAUUGAAUCUGAAUUCUAAACACAUUUUGUUCUUUGUAAAUAUUUCAUCGCAAGUGUUCAAAACUUUAACGUAUAACCUACCAUAUCAUCGAAAUUACUUCCGAUGUUGUUAGUUACCAUAUAUGUAUAACAUUUAUUUGUGUAGUAUUUAUAGUACAUAGUACUUACGCCGCUCGCGCGGUAUCUCAUAGAUCUGCCAAUGUUGGGUACGCGGGCGGUAGUGAGGCCAUACUUACUACAGAUUCAAUAACCUACUAUCUCGUACAUUUAUCUUCUAAAAAUAUAAUUUUACUCCAUACUGAAUGUCCUAAAGUUCUAUUUCUAGAACGCAAAUCUACAGUUAGAUGGGUUAUUGAAAUUCCAUAACUUGCCUUGGCCUCACCACCGUCGAGCGUACCAAUUGUUAAUUUUAAUCAGUAUUUUUGCAUCUUUACGUGACCAUGGAUUUAGAAUCGAUAACACGUUUUGUACAAUGUUGUAGUUACGUCAUAAAGUAUUAAAUGUCGAGCAGAUGGGAUACGUACUUAAGCGCAUACGCGUCCAAGUACCUAUUGCGAGUUUAUUUGACGCUAACGCAAUCGAAACUGCGUUCAGCCUUCUGAUUGGUUGGUUAUCUCGGAGCGGGCCAAUCAGAACGCCGAACGUCAUAAACGUGUUGAUCGUUGAAAAUAACCUCGCACUAGGCACUCAGUACCUCUAACAUGAGUUUAUAGCAAUAGUUUUGUCGAUACUCGAUAGCGAAGGCGUAAUUUGUAUGGCAAAUUUUAGUUCCAUAGGUGACCGGUAGAGUAGCAAAAUUGGACAUACACACAUAAAAAAUUACCUCAUCGCUAUCGACUAUCGACAAAUACUAUCGCUUCAAACUCAUUGUAGAAGUUCAAGUCUGCUCGAUCCAUUAUAUUAUUAUUGUAUACACUGCCUCCAAGGAUAUGUUACGGUUCUAAAUCCAUGACGAGAAAUGUCUCGUGGACAUAGCGAAUAAAUAUAAACGUGAAACUUUGAUCUACUCGAAUUUGAACCCUAUAUGGCUUUGUGUUGACCGACCUAUACGUUAAGCUGCUUAUCGGUUUAAGCAAAAAUUUUUCGAAAAAUAUUAGUUGUUAUAUCUCUGUGUACCCAUGUGACUAUGUUGUCUAAUGGUUAGUGGGUUUGCGUUUGUGUGAAUACAUUUUAAUAUAUUUAAUGUGCUUUAAAUAUAGUAAAUAUGUGAUUUAACAAUAUUUACCUCGGACCAAGUACCCCACACUAUUCUACUGAGAGUUUUAUUGCAUUAAGUGCAUUUUUCAAUCUAUUUUGCUAUAAGAUUACAAAUACAUAAUGUCAAUUUCAUUUUUAAAUUUUACUAUAACCAUCUUGAGUCUGCUCACACAAACGCAAACUAAGGGUCUACAUACUUAAAGUUUACGUAAUCGUUUCGUGUAUCAAAAGUAAAAUAAUGAUAAUUAUGUUAACGUAUUUUGAACACGAAGCGAUAACGUAAUGACGCUAGCACAUCAAGCUUCAAUAGAAUUUCAACUUCAUUGUUAAGUAAUAAGUGCGAAAUUCUAUUGAAGAACACUUUGAUGACGUAGUUUCUAUGUAGAUGUGAAAAUAAUUCCAAAACCCGCAUCAUAUACUUGUUAAAAGUAACUAACAAGGGUAAUUAGGACUUGAAAGUAGUUAGCUUAAUAUAUGUUGAAGUAAUACACGUGACUGUUCGUAUGUCUGUCUGUCUAUAUACUGUGUACCGAGUGACCAGCGAUACGAUUGUGAUUGUUGAUGAAAUCUUGUAUUUUAGUAGGUUACUAGUGUGUGAUAACGGUUGACUUCCUUCUCAGAAAUAUUUAUAUUUAUUUAUAGAGAAACGCUGCCUUGCCUGAGACUGCACCCGGUAUUGGGGCACUUUAUCGCGGGUUCGCACCCGGCCGACGCACGCUCACGUUCAAACGUCCUCGCGGACUUACUAGUCUACGCUUGCACUACACUCUUGUAUAAUAUUAAAAAAAAUCACUAAACACCAGCCAUGGUCAAUAUCCCAAUAAAUAAAAAAGGCUAUAUCAUAUACGGGUUGUUUCUCAGUGUGACUUUAUUACUCCUACUUCUACUUUUAACUAUUUCUCUGACACGAACAUUUUUUUUAUCUUUUCAAAUAACUAUUUAUAACAAUUUUGUCCGCAUUACACUGAGAAACAACCUGUGUAAUGAUAUUUUCAUAAGAUUUUUUUAUUUGACGACGCCAAUUGAGUUUGGUGGUUUCAUUUAACGUUUGCUCCAAUGAUUUUAUUUGAUUAUGCAAUUAGUGUUAAAAAUUCAAUUAUGUAAAGACCUCUUGAUUAUAUAUCUUCAUCAGCCUGUUCUCGUCCAGUACUGGACAUAGGCCUCUCCAAUGGCACAUAAUAAUAGAUUAUGUAUCUUGUUGAUCUUAAUAACUCCUAUUAAAUAAUUCCAUGAGCUAUGUGCUGGUGAAUAGUGAAGAAAUAAGUAAAGAGUGUGACAUAUAACGCAAGUAAAUUAGAACAAGUGCCUCGACCGUGGCUCGGCCGGGUGUGACGCGCCAACCUCGUGACUAGAUGAUUCCUAAAGAUUUAAAAAACUAUUUUUACUAUCGUUUCUAGUUUUGUACAUAGAAACAAAUUAUAUUUCUAUAUGAAUGAGAUGAUUGUUACGUGUACAGUAGGAUAUUUUUAUAUGAAACAAAUGUUUGUGUAAAUAACUUGUAUGUUCUAAGACUGUUGUUUAUUUUAGAGCUUUUAGUUCGUUCACUUAAAUUAAACUAAUGUAAUAGGGUAUUCUGAUGAACACAUGUAUUUUCCAGUCAUUAUGUUCCCUAGCUGUCUGUCUGGUGUUUGUUCUUGCCAUUGAAUAACUGUUUAGUACAAUUUCUUUGUAGUUAGUUGAUGAGUUUCUUUUCUCUUCUAAAAUAUUCAAUCUUUGUUAAUAAGGACCUGUUUUACUGUCUGAGUGUGUAACUAUGUCUCAAAUAAGUUUUGCGAUACAAGUUAUUACUGUUCGGAUGUAGUGAAAUGCGUUAUAAAAUAAAAGUUUACUAGUCUUAUCAACGAAAUGUUAAAAGUGUAUUAUCUUUACGAAAAUUAAUCUUCCAUUAAAUUAUUGAAGGCAUUCUAUCGACGUUGUUACGAAACUAAUUACGAGAUUGGAAUAAAUAAUGAAGUAUUGACGUUGACGCUGCGUUAACGUUGCGUUAGUAUUAUUAGCAACGUUUACGCAGCGUUUGCUUUGUAAAUAAUAAACAUACUUACCAAAAUGUCUGUGUCGUAAUUAGUUUCCUAAUUGUCAGCAUUUAUUCUGUUGCUUAUUCCAUUAUAUUGUAAUCAUGUUGUUUCUUACUUAUACUUAUUGUGCAUUUAGUUUUGUGAUAUUAUCGAAACUAUAUGUUUUAUAGUCGACUAUCCACAAGUAUGCACGACAAUGACUAGAAAAUACAUCAUAUAGAUGUGUUGUUUUAUAAUAAUAACAAAUUAUUUAAUUUCAUUACAAA
Molecule: messenger RNA, 8166 nt
Organism: Spodoptera frugiperda (fall armyworm)
Lineage: Eukaryota; Metazoa; Arthropoda; Insecta; Lepidoptera; Noctuidae
Product: phospholipid-transporting ATPase VD
Exons: 16
Coding region: 399-4430 (1343 amino acids)
Biological process (GO): phospholipid translocation
Cellular component (GO): plasma membrane
Molecular function (GO): ATP binding; magnesium ion binding; ATPase-coupled intramembrane lipid carrier activity
Source: RefSeq, a predicted model, not a curated record